AUGGCACGUUCCACAUCAGACCACGCGCUCCUCAGCUCUUCACCCAGCACGCCCAAUCGUCGACCCUUGGCGCUAUCCACCUCGGCGAGAAAGCGAUCCCGCAACGACGUCGACUUUGACACCGACGACGCAUGUCUCCCUGCCAGUCCGCUUUCUCGUUUGCGUCUAGAGACCCCUGUCAACAGGCGAAGCUCGUCGUUGCAUCACUUCAACAGCCCGAACACUUCCCGCUCCAUCCCAGACGAGGAAUCCGGAUCCUACUUUCCCCUCUCAUCCCAAGAGUCGGCACAGAGCUCCCUCUUUGACACGCACAGCAUCGCCGAGAGUUCCUCCGCACCCACCUCCUCCAGCUCUUCCGACUGCGACGUGCCUUCUCCUGUCAACCACGCGCUGCUCGAAUCGGCAAACCAACAAAAGUACUCGAGCGUCUAUGCACACGCGAGGGCACUACUUCGCUACGCUGCAGGUGUCGACCCAGCAGAGACUGAGGCAGGUCUCACCAUCACCAACGCUGCUGUCUCGAAGCUCGGCGGACAUCACGUCAAGGUCGUCGGUCGCGAGUCGGAGCGUACCGCCAUCCAGCUCUUCUUGCAGCACAACUUUGGCCUCUUUGCCGACGCAGAGCAGCGGGCAGCGAGCCUCAAUGUGGAGCUCGAUGGCGAUGCUGAAGCUGCCUGCCUCUACGUCUGCGGUCUGCCGGGUACCGGAAAGACGGCGCUCGUCCGUUCGGUGCUCAACAGUCUCUCCGAGUCGACACCUUGCACGUCAUCCUCGCCGAGCCUCCCUCGCGUCGCUUUUGUCAACUGCAUGACCUUGUCGCACCCGCGCCUCAUCUUUGGCAAAGUGCUCCAGGCGCUCGGCUCCAACGCCGCCGAAGGUCAGUCUGACGCCUUCGCCGAACAGGCUCUCUCCACCCUGAUCCGCGACGGAAACCAGCGCAUCCUCAUCGUCCUCGACGAGAUGGACCACCUCCUUCAGAGCCGUGCCCAUCAAAACAUUCUCUACAAGAUCUUCUCGUGGACCGCCAACUCGAACCAAUCCCCCGGUGCAGGUGCACGCGGCGGCUCCGCGUGCAGCCUCAUCGGCAUCGCCAACUCGCUCGACCUCACCGAACGCUUCGUCCCGCUGCUGGCUAGCAAGGGCGCUUCUCCUGCGCUGCUGCAUUUUCGACCGUUCGAGGCGAACGAGAUCGUCUCUGUCAUUCGCGAUAGGUUGUCUGGGCUGUAUGCUCGAUACGACGAUCAGGAAGAGGAGCCAGCCUCUUCCGGCGAGGGUGUUGGAGAGAAAGACUCGCUCGCGUUGUUUACGCCGACGGCUGUCGAGCUGCUUGCAAAGAAGAUCGCGGGUGCCACGGGCGAUCUGAGGAAGGCGUUGGAUGCAGCACGUUUGGCGGUGGAAUUGGUGGAGGGAGAGCAGAGGAGGAAGGCGAUGGUGGAAGUGGAAGCUAAGCGCGUCAAGGAUGAGGCUGCUGCUGCUGCAGCUGCUUCGGCAUCAGCAGAGGGAGCUUCUGCCGAGUCGACCGACGUUGAGCAGCCGCAAACCGCAGCAGCGGUACGUGCCAAGCUGCUCACCCACCUCACCCCCACCACCGCCCCCAAAGUGGGUCCCACCCAAAUCCUCAAAGUGCUCACCUCCGUGCUCGGCUCCCCGAACCUCUCCAAGAUCCGCAACCUCGGCGUGCAGCCCAAACUGGUGCUGCUCUCCAUCCUCAUCGCGCAAGCACGAUCCGAGCAAGGGCUGAGCAUCCUCGGCAGCGCCACCAGCGCCUCCCCACCCACCUCCGCCAGCACCGGAUCCGCACUGCGCAUCGUCGACAUCGAACACACCUACCACGCCAUCCUCCGCUCCGAAAACACGCUCUUCACGCCGCUUGAAGCGUCGGAACUGCUCGGCGUGUUCGACAUGCUCGAGGUCAACGGUGUCAUCCGCAUCUCGAGCGAGGUCGAGACGCUCCACACGAGCUCGCGGGACGGUGUGACGGCGAGCAGUGUGGUCAGUCCGAGCGGCAAGCGGGCUGCGAAGAAGCAGCUGUUGGCGGGAAGCAGACACGUGUACCUCGCGAUGAGCGGUGAUGAUGUUCAGAGGGGGAUCUGUACCAACAGUCCGGGGAUGGGGAGUGGAGCGGUGGCGGAUACGAUCGGGAGGGUGUGGGAGAGGGAGAAGGAGCGGGCUGUCAAGGCCAAGGUGUACCACAGUAUUGCGGUGGAGAACGCGAGGAUUCGUCAGGACGAGUUGGGAGGGGGGAGGAUGGGCGUUCCCAUUGGAAGCUUUUAG
This is a messenger RNA of Pseudozyma hubeiensis SY62, 2274 nucleotides long. RefSeq lists its product as hypothetical. Gene Ontology annotation, biological process: mitotic DNA replication checkpoint signaling. The record is from RefSeq and is a predicted model, not a curated record. NCBI's taxonomy places the organism in Eukaryota, Fungi, Basidiomycota, Ustilaginomycetes, Ustilaginales, Ustilaginaceae. The coding region runs from base 1 to 2274 and encodes 757 amino acids. Gene Ontology annotation, molecular function: DNA replication origin binding; ATP hydrolysis activity. The transcript has a single exon. Gene Ontology annotation, cellular component: nucleus.